This is a messenger RNA of Hevea brasiliensis (rubber tree), 1048 nucleotides long. RefSeq lists its product as uncharacterized. NCBI's taxonomy places the organism in Eukaryota, Viridiplantae, Streptophyta, Magnoliopsida, Malpighiales, Euphorbiaceae. Bases 244 to 990 code for a protein of 248 amino acids. The record is from RefSeq and is a predicted model, not a curated record. The transcript has 4 exons.
UGGGUGUCCUCCACGAGCCUUCUUGAGGCGUGGCUUCUGUACGAUAGAUUUUUAAAAAUCCGUACGUAGACGCUCCCUGAGUGCCUCGUGGCACCGUAGUGUGCCACCACUGCCAACACAAAGCACCAAGAAAAAGCCACCACCUUCAUUUUCCACAGCCGCAGCAACUCACACACAAAGAGGUAGGUGGCUGAUCAUUAGGGUUUUAGCUAACGCUCCAAUAAUCUUCCAUAUUUUCCAUCAAUGAGGAUCAGGAAACGCUGGGAUGCUCCUCGUUAUUUUUCGUCACUUACACCGCCUCCAGCACCACCGGAUCUCGUCUCAUCAACUGCUCAACCACCGCGGCCGCUUCCAUGGCCAAGAACCCACAGACCACAAAAGCUGCUGCACCAGCAAAGCAGAAUCAACGUUUCUAUUUGCUCUAAUCAGAACCCAAGAACCGGCGUUGGAGGAGGAGGAGGGGUUGCUACAAAGGAGAAAAGGUCCACUGCAAUUAACGAGAGUGUGAAUGAUGACAAAUGCAGCAGCUCCAUUAGUACAGAAACAUCAGCUGCAAACUCGGUUUCUUCAUCCUUAUCUCGCCAUGGAUGGUGGUAUGAGGAAGAGAAAGUGUUUCCAUUGAAGAAAAGAAGGAUUAGCUUGGAAAGAUUCACAACUCAAGAAUGUGAAAACAAGAACAAGGAGAUGAAGGAGGUCACCAAUGCCAGUUGGAGGUGCAGAAGGGCAAAUGGUGUUGGAUGGAGAUGCAGCAAGCAGAGACUAGAAGGCUAUGCCAUGUGUGAGCACCACAUUAAUCACUCAAGGAUGAGAGAUCAGAAACGGCGUCGAAAUCCUCCAUCAAAUGCAUCCCGAAGGUACUGGGGAUCGAAUCAGCAGCAGGAAGUUGGAAAAGAUUUUAGGGUUGGUAAGAAGAGGAGGAGCAGGAGGAGGAGGAUGCUGAUGAUAAGCACUAUACUUGACCGAACAGUGCCUUUGCUUGCUACUAGCUAGUAGCUAGAGGCACAAACAAUUUGUAGGUUUCUAAUAAUUAGAAGAACAUUGCCAUGUA